CUGGACGCGCACUCGCGCCGCGCAGACACACACCGGCAUCCAGCGACAGAGCACAGAGCCCAGAACCGGGAGAAAACACAACCAUGAGGGAAAUAGUUCACAUCCAGGCGGGACAGUGCGGGAACCAGAUCGGAACCAAGUUCUGGGAAGUGAUCAGUGAUGAGCACGGCAUCGACGCUGCAGGAAACUACGUGGGUGACUCGACUCUUCAGCUGGACAGGAUCAACGUCUACUACAAUGAAGCAUCCUCACAUAAAUAUGUCCCCCGGGCCGUGUUGGUGGACCUGGAACCAGGAACCAUGGACAGCGUUCGUUCUGGGACCUUUGGACAGCUCUUCAGACCAGACAACUUCAUCUUUGGUCAGACAGGUGCUGGGAACAACUGGGCCAAAGGUCACUACACAGAGGGGGCGGAGCUAGUGGACUCGGUCCUGGAUAUAGUGAGGAAGGAAUGUGAACACUGCGACUGUCUGCAGGGCUUCCAGAUGACUCAUUCACUGGGAGGGGGCACCGGCUCAGGUAUGGGCACUCUGCUGAUCAGCAAGAUCAGGGAGGAGUACCCCGACCGCAUCAUGAACACCUUCAGCGUCAUGCCCUCCCCGAAGGUGUCAGACACGGUGGUGGAGCCCUACAACGCCACCCUGUCGGUUCAUCAGCUGGUGGAAAACACAGAUGAGACCUACUGCAUAGACAACGAGGCCCUUUAUGACAUCUGCUUCCGUACCCUAAAACUCACAACGCCCACCUACGGCGACCUCAACCACCUGGUGUCAGCCACCAUGAGCGGUGUGACGACCUCGCUCCGUUUCCCCGGACAGCUUAACGCAGACCUCCGCAAACUAGCUGUCAACAUGGUGCCCUUCCCCAGACUCCACUUCUUUAUGCCAGGGUUCGCCCCUUUGACGGCGAGAGGCAGCCAGCAGUAUAGGGCGCUCACUGUUCCUGAGCUCACUCAGCAGAUGUUUGAUGCCAGGAACAUGAUGGCGGCCUGCGACCCCCGCCAUGGGCGCUACCUGACUGUCGCCACAGUCUUCCGUGGGCCCAUGUCCAUGAAGGAGGUGGACGAGCAGAUGCUGAACAUCCAGAACAAGAACAGCAGCUACUUCGUGGAGUGGAUCCCCAACAACGUAAAGGUGGCCGUCUGCGACAUCGCCCCCCGCGGGCUAAAGAUGGCCGCCACCUUCAUCGGCAACAGCACAGCCAUUCAGGAGCUGUUCAAGCGGAUCUCGGAGCAGUUCUCGGCCAUGUUCAGACGGAAGGCUUUCCUGCACUGGUUUACCGGCGAGGGAAUGGACGAGAUGGAGUUCACGGAGGCGGAGAGCAACAUGAACGAUCUGGUGUCGGAGUACCAGCAAUACCAGGAGGCCACAGCCAACGACAGCGAGGAGAACUUUGAGGAUGAAGACGACGAGAUCAAUGAGUAAGGAGAGCGAACACACCUGGUAAAGAACACUGGUUAACAUGGGAAGUCAGAAUAAUACAGUUUAGUUAAUCUAACAGCGAAUAGGAGUCACUUCGACUUAGUAACUGUCAGCUGUCAAAAAUCAACUUAAAAUAAAAACUUUGGAGAGGUUUUUAAUUAUUAAUUAUUUAAGAUUUGCGCUUUAAAAGGAAUAAAAUAUUUUUAUUAUUAAAGCAUCUAAUAGAUGUUGAAAAGUUAACAAAAUGAUGAUUAUAAUUAACCAAGUUCUUCAAAUCCAAACAUGUACUCAAAACUCAUGACACUUUCUUUUCCUGAGCCUCAUCAAACCUCAUCAUACCGAUCACAUGGAUGUUAGAAAUGUAAAGAUAAGUUAUGAUACUGUGGUUUGAAUAAAGUGGUAACCAUUAAAUUUAAAGCUAAGCUGCACACUCAACACAUUUGUUGCCUUUUGACCUGCAGAGAUCUGCCCUGAUCACAUUUAUAAAUGUUGUUUCAGGCAUUUAAACGCCUACAAUAAAGGUUGGUUUUGAAGCUAAAAUUUUGGUUAACAGACCAUCUCGAGUGUGCGCUGAACUUGCAGCAACAAACGUUGUGUUGCAUAGUUGUCUGAAGAAGCUUGCGUUACUGCCCCCUGCAGGACUAAGUGUGGAAGUGAUGCUGUGAUCUGAUGGUGUCUGUUUGCUACAGGCUGACUGGUUCCAGUGGUACCCUAACAGAACCAGUUCCCAAAAUAGGUCCCAGACAUGUUCGUUGUUCCUCAUUUAACUCCUUAUUGGCACUUUUUGUAUGUGUUUGUGUUAUGAUUUUUGUACAUCUUUACAAGCUGAGAGGUUAAAAUAAAAACUUUGUUCAAGGC
Melanotaenia boesemani (Boeseman's rainbowfish) is the source of this 2279-nucleotide messenger RNA. It is a transcript of the gene tubb6, whose product is annotated as tubulin, beta 6 class V. Gene Ontology annotation, molecular function: GTP binding; GTPase activity; structural constituent of cytoskeleton. Gene Ontology annotation, cellular component: cytoplasm; microtubule. The transcript has 6 exons. Lineage: Eukaryota; Metazoa; Chordata; Actinopteri; Atheriniformes; Melanotaeniidae. The record is from RefSeq and is a predicted model, not a curated record. Gene Ontology annotation, biological process: microtubule cytoskeleton organization; mitotic cell cycle. Bases 84 to 1424 code for a protein of 446 amino acids.